CCUAUUCAGUAAAUUCAGUUCCGUUUGGGCCGUCGAGCUGCGUGUCACGGUACUCCCGUUUGCUCCUGUACGUUUCUGAGGCCGCUCGCUCUCGCUUCCGUUAAAUUCGUAACACUCUCCCACGUUCUCGGCGCUAGUUCUUGCGGCGCGCGCCCGCGAGGAACUACGACAUGUCGGAUUCAGAAGGUAGGCCGAGGAAGAAAGAGAAGAAGGACAGAUUCGGUGGUUUUAUCAUCGAUGAGGCUGAGGUAGACUACGAAGUUGAGGAUGACGAUGAGUGGGAGGAAGGUGCCCAAGAAAUUGGUAUCGUGGGAAACGAGGUGGAUGAGCUGGGACCGACUGCACGCGAGAUUGAAGGACGACGCAGAGGUACAAACCUCUGGGAUUCGCAUAAGGAGGACGAGAUUGAGGAGUAUCUCCGAAAGAAGUAUGCCGACGAGUCGAUUGCCGCCCGUCGCUUUGGCGACGGCGGCGAAGAAAUAAGCGACGAAAUCACUCGGCUAACUUUGUUGCCCAGCGUGAAGGAUCCCUAUUUGUGGAUGGUCAAGUGCCGAAUAGGAGAAGAGAAAGCCACCGUGCUCCUAUUGAUGCGAAAAUUCAUCACGUAUCAGUUUUCCAACGAGCCCCUGCAGAUAAAAUCCGUUGUCGCGCCGGAAGGUGUUAAAGGUUACAUUUACAUAGAAGCUUACAAGCAGCCGCAUGUGAAAGCUGCUAUCGAAAAUGUUGGAAAUCUCAGGAUGGGUAUAUGGAAGCAGCGAAUGGUACCGAUUAAGGAGAUGACAGAUGUGCUGCGCGUAGAAACGUUGAAACGUAAGAAGAAGAGACGACCGCCAGCGAAACCAUUCGAUCCCGAAGCGAUCCAUUCUAUCGGCGGGGAGGUUACCAGCGAUGGAGAUUUCCUUAUUUUUGAAGGAAAUCGAUACAGUCGUAAAGGAUUUCUUUCGAGAAUGUCCGUCGACAACGGCGGAAUUGCCUCACCGAUGCAUCCCAGCGGAGGUGGUUUUGGAUGAGGUGGCGGCGGUGGAAGAGGCAGAGGCCGUGGCGGCGGCGGUGCAAGACGCGACAGGGAAGUAAUUGGAAAUACAAUCAAAAUA
This is a messenger RNA of Vollenhovia emeryi, 1094 nucleotides long. Its product is annotated as transcription elongation factor SPT5-like. Lineage: Eukaryota; Metazoa; Arthropoda; Insecta; Hymenoptera; Formicidae. The record is from RefSeq and is a predicted model, not a curated record. The coding region runs from base 171 to 1010 and encodes 279 amino acids. Gene Ontology annotation, molecular function: mRNA binding. Gene Ontology annotation, biological process: regulation of DNA-templated transcription elongation; transcription elongation-coupled chromatin remodeling; regulation of transcription by RNA polymerase II. Gene Ontology annotation, cellular component: DSIF complex. The transcript has 5 exons.